GGAGGCAUGUCUGUCUCGGUCACUAUCGACUUUGAGCUACGCCGAAGUUUUUCGUUUUGACAUCCAUCAUAAAACGAUAACACAAACAAACAACAUUACGCUCCGAGUUCUUCCUCGUUUGCACGAGGGAACAACUGCACAGGUAGACAAGAACACCGAAUGAACACGACAAUGUCAUUGAAGAAAGAUGGUGAUGAUGUUGAUAAAAGAGAUAAAAGUGAACCCUAUCCAACGAAUGCAAUAGUGUUAUUCAACAAGGACAAAACAUUCAACAAACACAAUAAUGAAAAUACCAUCGAAGAUACACGCAAAAAAAUUGCCGUUGACACUGACAACAACAUCGACAUCGACAAAAAAAAUCACAAUUACAAUCACAAUAGCAUCAAUAUGAGCAGAAACAGAAAAAGAAUUGACGACAAAAAUAUCAGGAACCAUAAGAACAUUCCUUACGAAAGCGAGUGCGAGCACAACCAUACUAAAGAGCAAGGAAUAAGCCGUUGGGGGGAGUUUUUUGAUACUGACAGAGCUAGUGAAGCAGUGCAGUAUUAUUCAACGACCGCAACAGCCAUGAUUUUAACCACGACCACAACCACGGUAACAUCCACGAAGGUUUUGAAGGUGGUCAGAGCAAAAGAACCAGAGCAACAGCAAUAUCUAUCGAUUCAUCAAUUUCUGUUCAACAGCAAGAUCUUCAGCUUCGCUUCAAGCCGCCCUUCUAUUUUUGAGAAACACAACCUUGGAACAAGUUGUUCUGAAUAUACAAGUGUGACAAUGGCAAUCAGUCAAUCCUCAUCGUUUUCGCUCUUUAUUGAUGGUGACGACGGUCAGAAAAUUAGUACCCUGAGCUGUAGCAACAAAAAUUUACUCGCGGUCGAUAGAAAGGGUGACAAAUGCAUUAUUUUUGCAAAAGAAGACCGAUCCAUGCCAUUGCCAAGAAUUUUGAAGAGCAGCGGAUCUCUCGAGAGCAACAACUGCGCGACAAUGGUGCCCACAAGCAACAGCACCGUGAGUACCUGCCCAUCCGUGAUUUACAACUGGAAAAACAAGUUUGAUUGCGAUAGUGGUUCUUUCGACGAUAGAGUUGAUGCUUGCGACAAUCAAGUGGACACACAAAAAAAGAGCGACAAUAUUUGCAGUAGUGAAGAACAUCAAAUAGAGGUAAUAGAACUGUCACAGGAAGAAUCAAGAAAGGAUUUCUCUAGUUGUACAAACGAAAGUGACGGCAACUUCCCAGAAGGAGAUCAAGAAAUAAUCCCCCCUUCGUCGUGGUCGUGUUCGGCAGCUAUGAUGUUCGCCAACAACAAUGACUACGAAGACAAUACAAAAAGCAGAGAAAAAUCUGAUGUUGAGGAAAAGAAAUUUGUUCCAUCUGAAGUCUUCGACGAUGAUGAAUCUGGUAUGUCGUGGUUUAUCAACACAUUUCCGAACUAUAACGAAAGCAACAGUGCCAUAAUUCUGCAUUCUGAGACCGCCAUCAAACACCCUAAAACAACUGUUGCUCUCACCAUUGAAGGGGGACUUGAUCCUUCUUCUUCCUUGUUGCCGUCAUCGUCCGUAGAUCUGUCAUCAAAAAAAGGAAGAAACUGCAACGUAUACGGUGGUCUAGAGUCGCUAGCGUCCGAGCUUUCGAACCUUAUGUUUUCUAUCGAGGAAGAACAAGAAGUUGUUUUUUCCAACGAAGACGAAAAAGAUGACAAAGUAAAAGGAGAAGUGAAAAUGCAAUCACGUGCACUAGAACAAGAAUAUUGUAGAGAAGAAAGUAUCCAGCAAUUAUUUGAAACGUUAGAAGAAAAAGAGGCUGAGGUGGAUGAGGCCCUGGAAUCUAUAAUAAUGGAAACUCUUGAAAUCGAGGGGCAAGACAACAGAGUUAUCGACAACGAGAAAUAUGAUAGUCAACAGGAAAAUGAUCUAGUUGAGAUUGCUUCUGCAAUACAGAAAUAUAGCCAAGAAGAUGGCAUGGAUGAUGACAUGGACAACAAAAACGAACUGCUUUCGAAAGUUACAGAAUCUUUUAUCGCCUUGCCUCAAAUGUUGUGCAUAACGCCACGGGAGCAGCAACAUAUCAUUCACAAUGAUGAUGUUCUGAAUGGUGUUAACACCAAUAAAGAAGAUGAAGAAACUGUGGAUCAUCAAACUAAUGCUGUCGAUGAGAAAGAUCCGCAUAGAAAAUUUUUCGCUGAUGAGUUUCCGAGAGCAAACAUAGAGGUUCUUGCUGGUUCUAGUCAUUCUAACAGUUACAGCAACGAAUUGCUUGGCAAGAUGGCAAAUACCUUCAGGUCGCUGCCCCAAAUGAUGGGAUUGACACAACGUGCACAGUCACAAGGUGUCGAUGACAUAAGCAUUACCUGCAGCAAUGGAAUCAACAAAAGCAAAAAAUGCUCCAGUGAAAUAUCCAGUGAUGUUGGAAACAGAAUAACGACAAUAAUCGAACCAGAUUGCGUAUCAUCGUCAACAUCGAAUCACCCAAACAUCGAAGUGAAGCUUCAGACAGACAUCAACGGUAGUGACGGUCGAGACAACAUUGUCGUUGUCGAUGAAGUUGCCAGAAUGCUUCGGAAAAACAAGAAAAAGAAGAAGGAGAAAAAUCUGAAGUCCAAGCACUGCUGCUCGGACGCAAUGGACGUGUUGGUGUCAUUGACUCUUAUGGAAAUGGAAAAGUCAUCUAACGAAAAUUUUGUGAACGAGAUGCGGGCUAUGAGAGUACAUGAAUCUCCCUCAUCAGACAACUUUUUCAAUUCUGCCAGUGGCAGCAUAGAUAUCUCUCGCGGUGAUCCAUCGGACAGUCAUCUGGUACGCGAUUCCAACGUGGACCUUACAGCCACUACGAACGAUUUACAAGAACUUAAGGAACACAGCGAAAUUUAUGAUGAACCGAACACUAUCAGUCCGCCAUUGGAUUCUGAUAGUUUUUCAAUCGAUUGUUUCCCCGAGAAUUUUUCUAUGGACGAAGAUGUUUCGCAGACUACGACCCCAUCCGAUACAAAUAAGACGAAUCCAGAAGGGGGAAAGCCUAUUGUAAUUGUAGUUCCUCUCCAACGGGAAGGAAAUAGUGACAAGGCUUGCAAUGAAAUCUCGUCGGCAGUGUCCGGAUCCUUUGAAUUCCUCAAGUCGUUGUCGUCCGAGGAACGCAUCCCGAGUCCACCCCAAUUCAAACUCCCAUUCAACAAUCCCAACGCGUCUUCUGCCGACACCAAACUGGACGAAAUCCACUCGACAGACGACCUCGGUACUAGCUUUGCUUUGCCAUUGAGUUAUGCCUUGAACACAAUCGACAUGCCGUCGCAGAAGAAUCUCCCUUCCAGGAAUCAAUUUACAUCAUUGUUCACUCGGGAUCUCUCUGUAUCUCCUCAGAAAUUAGUCCAUACAACCUUAUCUCUGUCGUUGUCGUUAUCAUUAUCGGACGACUGCUGUCCCAUCCCCCCGAGUCCAAAGCAUUCAACUAAAGCAUCAAAGGAGCCCUCGUUUGAUGAUGCACUUCCUUCAAAUAUGGACUCUCAUAAAAGCGAAGGCGAAACAGAAGGAUCGAUAGUGGUAUCGAUUUCCGAGUCGCUACAGGCCGAAUCAAUGAAAAACCCUAGCUCGUUGAGUCCGAAGAAAAUGAUAGCCACCACCACCAAGGCACCGAAAGGUCUCCUUAAAACUAUCAAUACGGAAGGUCUUGACAAAGAAAGAAGACAAAAGGUUUUCCCACAUCUGGCCAUGAACAAAAUCCUGUUUAAUGCGACCAAAAAGAAAAAUAAGGGACUCGGGAACAACACAAAAAAACAUAUUGACAUUGGUGAUAUUGCAGAAGACAGCUUGCGUAUCAGAAGAUCGUGCUACCCGCUUUUCUCUCCGUCUCAAGCUCUGACAAGAGAUGACCUUUCAGCAUCCACCGGUAAGAUUCUGGGUAACGAUACAGAGGAGCAACAGAACCAUGUUUACCCCUGCACAAAGGAUCAAAACCGUGAGGUGCCAAUGGGCGUUUCACCGAAGAGCAUUUUGAAAGCGUCAUCACAAGGAGACGGCACUUCUUUUUCUGCUCUCGAGGAAUCCACGGGGAUAACCCCAGAGUCACAGAGUAGCAAACGCAGAGUACACUGGAACGAAACCCAGCUUGCCGACAAGAUCGAAAAAGGUGUGAUGUUUCAGAACCAUCGGAACGGCAGGCCCAAGAGGCCGGCAUAUGCCCUACAGCAGUUAAUGUGCGAAAUUGCGGAUAUCCAGGACGGAUAUGGCAGUGAUAUGGAGCAAUUGUGGGGAUACCAACAAAAGCCACAAGGAUACAUCUGCUGAUUCCUGUCACCAAACUGGGUUUGUUUGCUCAUUCUCGUAUCGGUUGUGGCAUCCAUCUAGCAAUUUUAAUUCAUCCAUCUAUUCAAACGAUACAUACAGACUAGACACUAUAAACAAUAGACAUCCAU
Pseudo-nitzschia multistriata is the source of this 4403-nucleotide messenger RNA. The record is from the annotation of a GenBank genome assembly. Lineage: Eukaryota; Bacillariophyta; Bacillariophyceae; Bacillariales; Bacillariaceae.